AUGGAAAACCAAAAAGACAGGGUGAAACUUAAUGUUGGUGGCAGAAUAUUCGAAACUACGGCCACAACCUUAGCUUCCGCUGGUAGGAAUUCAUUCUUUGGAGCCAUGUUUGAUGAGAAUUGGAACCUGCAUUCUAAUGCCACAACCAAUGAAUACUUCAUUGAUAGAGACCCUGAUUAUUUUGCCGUCAUUCUUAACUUACUCAGAACAGGUGAGCUCUAUAUUCCUCCCAAAAUCGAUAAGAAAUUCCUAUACAGAGAGGCUCUAUAUUAUGGUCUCUUGGAUCAUGUUCGGUCUGCUGAGUGCGAUCCGUUUGAUGGCAAUAGGCUUCGGUUGGCACAGUCCAUAACAGGCCGGCCAGUAGGGGAUGGUGCGGGCACUACUCAGGCCAUUCGAGCUAGCUCAAAUGGCUGGUGCUGUGUGGCUCAGGGUAGCGUGGUUCGCGUCUACGACUGGAUGCUUCAAGAGCACCCUACAAUCAAUCUUGAUUAUCGUCGUGUGAAUGAUGUCUGUUGGGUUGAUUCUGAAAAUAUUGUAGCUAGUUUUGAUAGAAAGUCAGAUAUUGGAGGCAUAGGGUUAUUCAACGUAUCUACAGGGAAGCUGAGCUAUAAACACCAGUUUACAAAUCAAUUAAAGGAUUACACAGCAGGUACACUAUGUUUUAGCUCUGAUAACAAGUUAUCCUCCAAUUGUAAAAGCAGUAGCAAUGGGUGUAGGAUUGGUGUUUGGGACUACGUCACGGGGGAGCUAAUGAACAACAUAGAUGCGCGAACGCUUGGUGAUGUUAGCAAGCUGCAAUGGUAUGAUACCAACUGUUUGAUGAUCGCUACUACGUAUCCAUUGAAUCAAAACUGUUGCAUCGUCUUGUUCGAUAUUAGGGAGAAGGCAUUGGUUUCGUCGUGGAAUGGUUCUGCUUGGGAAGAAAGAAACCAGUAUCUCGUUAGUCGCCAACUACAGAAAUUUGUAGAUGUGAUAGUUAUAAAGAAUAGUAACUCCAUUUGUGUAGUAGAUGAUAAAGGAUGUUUGCGUUUCAUUGAUUUGAGGAAUACUGCUACUACUAGAAGUUGCUCUGAUGAAAGUUGCACACCAAUUACUGCUGUGGAUAAUAGGCCUUGCUAUCCCAAACUGGCAUUUCAUGAGGGGCAAUUGUUCUCGUCAAUGAACGAUACCAUUUCGGUUUAUAGUGGUCGUGACUGGGCUCUAACAUCACAACUUCGACAGAGUCAUGGUGGUCCAAUUUGUGAUUUUUCGAUUGGUGAUCUUCAAUAG
This is a messenger RNA of Nicotiana tabacum (common tobacco), 1269 nucleotides long. RefSeq names its product BTB/POZ domain-containing protein At4g30940-like. Gene Ontology annotation, molecular function: protein binding. Lineage: Eukaryota; Viridiplantae; Streptophyta; Magnoliopsida; Solanales; Solanaceae. The record is from RefSeq and is a predicted model, not a curated record. Gene Ontology annotation, biological process: protein homooligomerization.